This is a messenger RNA of Marasmius oreades (fairy-ring Marasmius), 2284 nucleotides long. RefSeq lists its product as uncharacterized. Gene Ontology annotation, molecular function: protein binding. The transcript is spliced from 4 exons. The coding region runs from base 762 to 2168 and encodes 468 amino acids. The record is from RefSeq and is a predicted model, not a curated record. NCBI's taxonomy places the organism in Eukaryota, Fungi, Basidiomycota, Agaricomycetes, Agaricales, Marasmiaceae.
CAAUGACGUUGAGCUUACGCUUUCUUUCAGCACUUCGACACCUCGUAUCCUGAUUCAAGUCAAACCAACAAGAACCUUUAUGGGAUCCGCAGAGUUAUGCAGGGGUAUCUGUUAACAUGUCCACAGAACCCAUUUGGUGUAUGCAGUAGUCGCUCGUUUUUCUCGACCUUAUGAGAAAGCCACAUGUGCAUAUCCCGGAUGUCACGACACUGCGCAUACUUGCCUUCGCCAUUACCCAACGGUUGUCGGCUUCCUCAUGUGGGGAUUGUCCCUGAUAUAUAUCCCCUCCUACCCGGGUGCUUACGAUCUGAGCCUCCAGCCUCGAGCUGUUACUCAAAAGCUGAUCCUCCAUACUAUCAAUAGUUGACAGUCCCAGUCCUGGUUCAAAACGGAGGUACCAGCUCAAACCUCGAGGCUCAUGGAUAUUAAAAGAUGCAAGUCACCAUAGUCCCUCUCCAUCCCUGACAUCUUCCCAUGUUUUGGUCCCGGGUUCUGGAUCUGCAUGAUUUGCUUCCGUUACUCCGUCGACUCACUUAGCCGUUACUAGCCUUUACUGCUUUUGGAGCAAUACCGGCCUCCUCGCGAAAUUUUAUUUUCCAAAGGAAAGCCCUUCAUAACAUUGUAACCUUCAAGGAAGCCUCAAGGCUCAUGGGAAAUGAUCACGGACCAUGCCGGAGCAGUGCCACUUCUCCUUAUAAUGAUUGUUCAGAACCUUCUCGUGCGAGUCGCCCGGCUCGUCCAUCUUUUACUUUUAUCCAGAGAUGUCCCCUUGGGCACACAACUCACCCAGUCAGCACCUUCCGCAAUCCCUAUAUGAGCUCUCUUCGAGACUUGCUGCCCCCGGUUCGAGGUCACUCACGCUGGAGCGUUAUUCAUCAUCAUCACACCACAUCCAAGUUAGCAGGGGGACGGUAACGUUCAGCGAGAGGAGCGAUGGGACUUCACGAGAAGGGACCCAUCGUCGUCCGUCCGGUAUGGUCACACCUGCCAGAGCUCCACUUCAUUCGGAUUACUACAAACCAAGCAAAGUGCGGAGUUCUGCUGGGGAUCGGAAACUCCGGGCUCUGCCUCCUGAAAUACUGAUUCAAGUCUUUGAGAUGCUUUUUGAUGACCACAACUCGGCGCUACUUUCCAAGGAACAAGCCCUUCGGGCUCUGAACCGUUCGAUUCAAAUGCUCAGUCGAUGCUGUCUCGUGUCAAGGCUCUGGUAUUCUGCAGCAAGAGGUGUUCUUUAUACACGCCGGCUAGUUCUAUGCAAUAUCAAAACGGCCAGAUUGCUACUUCGAACGUUACAGGGGAAUACUGGGAGUCCUUACCCAGUACGCCACCUUUGCUUCUGUUACCAGAACCCCUAUGACGCUGUUGGGGAACAGACUUUUGCGCAGAUUGUUACACGCAUCGUGUCUCUCUGCCCAGAAUUAUGGUGUCUGGAAGCAGAAUGGGGACCCUUAGAGUUUCCGUUUCUGGCCUCUCUCCCCGUGUUUCAGUCAUUACAAUGGCUUCGAGUGACUAGCCAGUACCUCGACUUGCUUGCCCCCCUUCUACCUCACCUUCCCAAUCUUACUCGCCUAAAUAUCAUCUACCUCAUUGCCGACUCUUCGCGUCCCGGUCGAGAAAUGAGGCGUAUAGCACCCCCCACAUUCCGCCUCAAGACUUUGCAGCUUUCCCAAGCUGAACUCACGCUGUCUCAAUACCAAUGGUUACUCGCCAGUUCAUCCCAUUCACUCGAGUAUCUAGAACUGCAGCAACUUUCACGUUCUGCAGAUUUGUUGGGACGCACAAUCGGCCGAGCUGUUAGCUCACUUCACGUAAAAGGUCCCGCCGACAGCCCGCGGAAGGGUGAUCCCGAUCUUGUUGACGCAUUGCCACAUUUUCCAAAAUUGAAAAGCCUUCGGGUUUCUGGGUACGGUUGGCAAUGGCAGAAGUUAUUUUAUAACAUAGCAGCUGACCUGCGAUCCCUCGCUGUCACGUACUCGAGAGACGCGGCUGAAAUACUGGUAGUGGCGUUGGCAAAUCCCAAGUGGCAACCUGGGCUGAGGACUGUGACCGCGUUUCAUUAUGCUGGAGGUGGCAAUGAAGUCGGACGGAGCCUAGAUGCGCAGCUGGAGUAUGCUUGUUCGAAAAGGGCGAUAAACUUGUUUCGAGUUCCAGGUGGUACGAUUAUGUAGGUUACUGCCUGUCUCAAAAGUAUCUCCUCCACAUGUAUCCUGAUAUGUAUUAUGUAUAUGUAGUUUCUUGUACAUUAACUAACUAUAAGUAGAUCGCACGCUCGCCUUCAGCCCGU